ACAAAGGCAGUGAGAGUGUUCACUUGGUUAUUUGGACACAAUGUGGCAGUGCUGCUUACUGGUCCUGGUGGGCUCCCUUCUCAUGGUGGGGGCCCAGUUCCCCAGAGAGUGUGUGACACCCGAGGGGCUUCAGAGCGGAGAGUGUUGCCCUUCCCCGUCAGGCCCAGGCGACGACCCUUGUGGCUCCAGAGAGGGCCGAGGUCAAUGCGUGUCUGUGGAGGUGGACGCGAGCCCCCACGGUCCCCAGUACCCGCACGAUGGACGGGAUGAUCGGGAGCGGUGGCCAGCGCGGUUCUUCAGUCGGACGUGUCAGUGCAACGGCAACUUUGGCGGUUUUAACUGCGGUCGGUGCAGACAUGGAUGGACCGGAACCAACUGUGAUCAGAGGGUGGCUGUUGUGAGGAGAAACGUCAUGCAACUCAGCGCUCAGGAGAAGCUGGCCUUCGUGGAUGCCUUGGACCGGGCCAAGCGGACCGUACAUCCUGACCUGGUCAUCGCCACCCGGCGCUAUGCAGAGAUUUUCGGCCCAGAUGGAAACACAACACAGUUCGAGAACAUCACCAUCUACAACUACUUUGUGUGGAGUCAUUACUACUCUGUCAGUAAGACUUUCCUGGGGGCCGGACAGCCAAGUUUCGGAGGGGUGGAUUUCUCCCAUGAGGGUCCUGGUUUUGUCACCUGGCAUCGGUACCACCUGAUCCAGCUAGAGAGGGACAUGCAGGACAUGCUGCAGGACCCCACGUUCGCCCUACCCUACUGGAACUUCGCCAUUGGGGGCAACACAUGUGACAUCUGCACGGACGAUCUCAUGGGCGCCCGGAGCAGCUUUGACAUCAACUCCCUCAGCCCCAACUCCAUCUUUUCGCAGUGGAGGGUCAUCUGCGAGAGCGUGGAUGACUACGACACGCUGGGAACUAUUUGCAACAGCACUGAGACGUCACCGAUAAGACGGAACCCUGCAGGGAACGUGAACAGACCCAUGGUGCAACGUCUACCCGAGCCUCAGGAUGUUGCUGACUGCCUGCAAGUGGAUGCUUUUGAUACACCGCCAUACUACUCCACAUCCUCGGAAAGCUUCAGAAACACAAUAGAAGGCUACAGCGCCCCCAAGGGUAACUAUGAUCCUGUGGUGAGGAGCCUCCAUAACCUGGCUCACCUCUUCCUGAACGGCACCGGUGGACAGACCCACCUUUCACCCAACGACCCCAUCUUUGUGUUGCUGCACACCUACACAGACGCUAUAUUCGACGAAUGGCUGCGAAGGCAUAACCCAGGUUCAGCUGUAUACCCUGAAGAAAACGCUCCUAUUGGUCACAACAGGGGAUACAAUAUAGUGCCUUUUUGGCCCCCGGUUAGCAACAUUGAGAUGUUUGUAACCGCUCCUGAAAAUCUGGGUUACUCCUAUGAAGUUGAAUGGCCAGGUCAAGCGUUCACAAUGAUUGAAAUCAUCACAAUGUGCGUCAUCGCCGCCCUACUCCUCGUCGCUACCAUCUUUGUUGCCACCACCUGUGUCAUGCGUUCCCGCGCGUCCAUGGCAGAGGGCCGCCAGCCGCUCCUCGAGGACCAGUACCAGCGCUACGGGGACCUCAAAGGCCAAUCUGUCGUCUAAAAUACUGUAACACUCUUGGCUCAACCAAACACCAGACCAGGCGGGCGGAACAACAGCCGUUUUUUUAUUGAGCACAAAAGAACCAACUAACUAACUAACUAACAUCCGGGUUCUGGCUUACUUCCUGUCCCUUCCCCAUUUCCUUCCCAACCCCGGAACAUAUCUCCCCACUGCAACACAUGCACAAACACAUCACAUAAUACCCCUAACGGUCAUUACAAUACUGUAUCAUAUAAUAAUGUUGUUUUUGUAAUUUUGUCACCAUAUGUGCCUCUUCAAUACAACACUGCUUAUUUAUAUACUGAACAAAGAGAUAUUUGUGUUGGAAGUUGAUUGGUUUCGCAUGUUUAAGUUUAUGCAGACUUGCUAGACUAGACCUAUUUUGGUGCAAAUAAUAUUCAAAUAUAUAAUGUAAAAAUAAACACAAUUUAUUAUACAACCACAAUGCUCGUAACCCAUGAAAACACAACUAUGAUUUAUGCCCAAGGCACAUUUUGUCAAAAACUGUGGAAAAUAUGUUUGUAAUAGCACCAUUUGUCCAUUGGGUGGCACUGCAGUCCUGUUUGCGGCUGGAAAGCACACGAAUGAGUCGUGGUGCAUUUUUGGAUCCGUUUCAUGGCGAGACACUUAAAACACUCAUUCAAAGAUUGAAAUAAAAUGUGCCAGCUCUUGUUUAAAUCUAUCAGUUUUUCCUCGUAUAUGUGUUAAACA
This is a messenger RNA of Doryrhamphus excisus (bluestripe pipefish), 2320 nucleotides long. RefSeq names its product 5,6-dihydroxyindole-2-carboxylic acid oxidase-like. Gene Ontology annotation, biological process: melanocyte differentiation; melanosome organization. Gene Ontology annotation, cellular component: melanosome. Gene Ontology annotation, molecular function: oxidoreductase activity. The record is from RefSeq and is a predicted model, not a curated record. NCBI's taxonomy places the organism in Eukaryota, Metazoa, Chordata, Actinopteri, Syngnathiformes, Syngnathidae.